Molecule: messenger RNA, 5974 nt
Organism: Macrosteles quadrilineatus (aster leafhopper)
Lineage: Eukaryota; Metazoa; Arthropoda; Insecta; Hemiptera; Cicadellidae
Product: kelch-like ECH-associated protein 1B
Exons: 12
Coding region: 438-2261 (607 amino acids)
Molecular function (GO): protein binding
Source: RefSeq, a predicted model, not a curated record
UUAUUCUUUUCUUCUUUCUUCAGUCAGUCAGUCUUCAGUUUCAGUCAACAAUAGUCAGAUUUUGAUCUGUGUGUUCGAAUGCUCCCGACCAAAAGUUACGAUUUGACGAAUCAAGCUUAAUCAAAUCAACUGAAUUGUGUUUUUGUACCUUUAAUUAUUUAGUGCUCCAUUAGUGUUAAGUGUAUGUGUUGAAGCAAGUUUUAAACGAAUGGUAUUUUAUAACUGUGGUUUGUUUACCAGUCUAGUAUCCAGGUUUACCUGUCGUCUGUCCUGUUAUUGACAGACUUGUUGACUCUUUUUAAUCGAAUUGUUGAAUUAUUUCGAAAUUUUAAUUCGUUUGCUGCAAGAGUGGAUCUGUAUCAUUAUGAGAGUGAGGAACUGAAGCAUGAGUGAGAGAGAGAGGAUGGUGUGAGAGUGAGAGAGACGGAGAGUCCAACAUGGACGGGGAGGAGGACUACUCGGCCAACGCUGAGGAGAACACCACCAAGACACAGGACCAAAAUGACAUGACAUUCUGCAUCAACAGUUACCUGAAGGAUGCCAUGAAGAUAAUGAACAUGAUGAGGAGUCACUGUCUGUUGACUGAUAUUGUUCUUGAGGUUGGAACAGAAUCAUUCCAGGCUCACAAAGUCGUUCUUGCUGCAGCUAGUCCUUACUUUAAGGCCAUGUUCACCGGAGGUCUGAUGGAGUGUGGCAUGACCAAGGUGAAGCUGCAAGGAGUCUCCCCUACUGCCAUGGCCAAGAUCAUACUGUUCAUGUACACAGGGACGAUACGAGUCACCGAACUGACUGUCUGUCAGGUCCUUCCUGCCGCUACAAUGCUACAGGUAGCCAAUAUCGUAGAGGCUUGUUGUACGUUCUUAGAACGACAGCUGGACCCGACGAAUGCCAUCGGCAUCGCUGCCUUUGCUGAGCAACAUGGAUGUCGGGACUUGCUGUUCAAAGCCAACAGAUAUAUUGAGCAGCACUUUACCCAGAUCUGCCAGGAAGAGGAAUUUCUGCAGUUAUCACCCAUCCAGCUGAUAGAAUUGAUCAGGAAAGAUGAACUUAACGUGCAGGAAGAGAGGGAGGUGUACAAUGCUGUCAUCAAAUGGGUUAGGUACAAUGAGGACACCCGUAAGCCCAAGAUGGUGGCUGUGUUACGAGCUGUUCGAUGUCAGUUCCUCAGUCCUGCGUUUCUCCAAGAGCAGAUGAAAAGUUGCGACAUUGUUACCAAACUACCAGCGUGUCGCGAGUACCUCUCACAGAUAUUCACAGAUCUUACAUUACACAAGAGGAUAGGAGUGAAAGAGCGAACGCCAAACUCCCCCCGGAUUAUCUACGUUGCUGGUGGCUAUCUGAGGCAUUCCCUCGACACGUUUGAGGGCUUCAACAUUGACGACAACACGUGGACAUCCCUAGCCAAACUGCCAAUCCCUCGGUCCGGCCUAGGUGUGGCUUUCCUCAAGGGUGCGAUUUAUGCGGUAGGCGGACGAAACAAUUCCCCAGGCAGUAGUUACGACUCAGACUGGAUUGACCGGUAUGACCCGGUGAUGGACACGUGGAGACCUUGUACGGCCAUGUCUACACCUCGUAAUCGUGUGGGAGUGUGUGUCAUGGACGGACUGCUGUAUGCCUGCGGAGGCUCUACUGGGACAGACUGUCACAACAGUGCAGAGAGAUACGACCCGGACAGUGACACCUGGGUGAAGAUCAAGUCUAUGAAGCAGCAACGUAUCGGUGUAGGUGUGGCCGUCAUCAACAGGUUGUUGUAUGCUGUAGGAGGGUUCGAUGGAGCCAACAGGUUGCGCAGCGUCGAGUGCUACAACCCAGACAAAGACUCGUGGUCGUUUGUAGCCGAUAUGCACGAGUGCAAAAGUGGCGCAGGAGUGGCAGCGUUGGACCACCACAUCUACGUGGUGGGAGGCUACAACGGGUCUCAACAGCUGGACACAGUGGAGAGGUUUGACCCGGAGACCAACCAAUGGACGUUCUGUGCAGCAAUGAGCAUCGCAAGGAGCGCUCUCAGCCUGGCCGUCAUAGACAACAAGAUAUAUGCCAUCGGUGGUUACGACGGAAGAAAUUUCAUCUCUGUCGUAGAGAUCUACGACCCGACAACUGACUCGUGGACUCAAGGCACACCCAUGCCUAGUGGUCGGUCGGGUCACGCUGCGGCUGUGUGCUACCAACACCAGUGUCUGAUACCUUGCGAAGGACCUUCACUGCAGUGUGACCCCCACCCCCUACCCACACCCAGCACUAGCCGCGGGUCUCCCUCCUAGCAGCACGCUACGCCUCGGCGCACGGCCCGCAACAGGCAGUGAGUGGAGGACAUCAAACUGCGGCUGUGUGCUACCAACACCAGUGUUGGAUACCUUGCGAAGGACCUUCACUGCAGUGUGACCCCCACCCUCUCCCCACACCCAGCACUAGCCGCGGGUCUCCCUCCUAGCAGCACGCUACGCCUCGGCGCACGGCUCGCAACAGGCAGUGAAUGGAGGACAUCAAACUGCGGCUGUAUGCUACCAUCACCAUUGUUGGAUACCUUGCGAGGUACCUUCAAUCCAGUGCGAUCCCCACCCUCUCCCCACACCUAGCUAACCACUAGCUGCUUAGCAGCUAGCAGCGCACAGCUCGCAACAGGUUUAGCAGAGGACAUCGCGUUGUGUUGACGUGAAGGUUUCACAAGACUAUGGUUGUAAUUACAUUGCAAAUGAGCAAUCGUGUAAAUAUCACUUCCUAAACAAGCAUUCCAGAAAGUUGGAUCAAUCUGUUUAAGCUGUUUGAGCAUUUAUUGCACAAGUUAUCAUUAUAAUUGAUAUUUUUUGUAAUAUCAUAGUAGGGAUUUUUUGAAAUUCUCUUUAGAAACAAUUUAGUUGGGAACACUUUUUAUUCAACAAAACCGACAAUUUAAUAUCAGUCCACAGAGGCCUCACAAGAUUAUAAUAUUUUCAAGUUUUGUGUUAGGGCUAGGUUUUUUGCUCUCAUUUGUUGAUACCUAAAAGGAAAUAGUGAUGUGUUGAAUCUGAAUCUCAUGAAAAUAUUCAGAUUGGAGAUUUAACUAGGAUAUUAUUUUGUGUUCAACAACGUGAGUGUUAGUUCAAGGCAGUAAUCAUAUAGAAUCUUAAUCUGAUGAUGAUCAAGUCAACGAUUGUUUAAGGAAAAUUUGAUUUCUUAUGGGGGAUAAACAAUUUAGGGGGUUUUCAAUCUAAUUAGGUCAUGUUACCUUUUAAUUAACAAUUCGGCUUAAUGACCAUAAAAGGUAUCACUAUCUAUUGUUUUAACUUAAAUUUCAAUUCAGGAGGCAAAACAUAUGACUUUUAGGGUUGUUUUAAAAUAACUAAUUAAUUUUACAGUAGAUCGUAAAAAAAUAAUAUAUUGUAUUUUAAGUUGUACUUGGAUUUGUGAUUUUGGGCGUAUUUUAUUUAUUAUUCAGAUUUGGAUUCCAGUUUUGAAAUCCCAGAAUUUUACCAUUUCUAAAAGAAAUGUUAAUUAGGAAAAUGCAACAUCAUUUUUGUGAUUAGUAUGUAGGCCUACUUUUCAACAUUAUAUUAUUGAGUUACAAAUUGAGUAUGCUUACCUAGCUCCAUUUUGACUAAAAUAAAAAUAAUGUAUGCAUAGUGUAUUUAGAAAUACACAUUACUUGUGUAGCCAAAAACGCAUUUAAAGCUUUGUGAUACUCCUUGUUGUAAGAUAGCACAAACCACAUAGGACAACUUCUAUAUCUAAAUCUAUCAGGGUUAAGUGUGUAAUACUCCAAAAGUUUUAUGUGACUGCCUGUACUGAUGUGAUGCUUGAAAAUAGUUCUCAAAGUUGACUACAGAAGACUUUCUUAAUCACUGACUACUUAAUGGUUACUCAUGCUGUACUUUAUUGUAAUUAAUCAUUUUGGUAAAGAUUGCAAAAUCAGAUUUUUUUCAUCACCUCCCUGUGUACUCUACCUAGUUUUCCUGAUCUCUUGAAUUCUAAAAAAAUAUGAUUGUUUUUAUGAUCACUUCAUUCUUUAUUCUGUCAUCAUCUCUUUUUAGAAUGAUUGUCUUGAACUGUUUUCAUUUUAACCUUUUCAAACAAUAAACUGUUUUUUCCUUAUAUUUUUUCUAGUUAGAUGUACUUUGUUAAAACCAGUAGAAAAUAAACGUAAAAUACUAUUACGAAGCAAGAUUUUGUUACUGUGCCAAGCUUAAAAAUUACAUAUGAUAAAAGUUUCUGAAUGUUAACAGCAACAAGUUUUAUGCCAUGUGUUAGGUGAACGACUUAUUUUUUAAUGUACGUUUUGAUGUUAUCUACUGUGCAUAAAUGUUGACCUUUAAAAUAUAAGAAAAUCUUUCAUAUUAAUGUCAUGCCUUAAAAUUAUCAAAGCCUUUCUUCUAAGAGGACAAUUGUAUUGUUCUUGUAGGUUCAUCAUAGUAUGUUGUAUGUUUAUAUUCAAUGCAUUCCCUAACAACUUAUAAAUGCACUUUGAUGUUGUCAAUCCGUUUACUGGUGUUUCAGUGGUUAACGACCUUUUCACAAUUUUACUGCAAGACUGUAUUCUAUUACAUUAUCAAAGGAAAAAUGCUCAGCAGCACGGGCCAAAGUUCUUCACUCAAAUUUAGUUUUUCAUCAUACUGUUGGGAAAGCAGCUGUUUUUAGUUCUCAAAAUCGUCCGCAAAAUCAUAGUUUUUGGUAACUUCAAAUAGAGAACAGAAAAACAAAUGGUAAAUUUUUCGGUUCCCUAACCUAAAAAUUUUAUCAGUUAAUUAUGAAAAUUGCCUAUUAAUAUAUAGAUGCUUGCUUAUCACCAUAGACAUGAAUUAAUUGAUUAUAACAAUAUUUAAAGUUAUGUUUGUAAACAACAGAAAUUGUAAACAUUGAUGACAACUUAGUAUAACCUCAAAUUAUGUGGUCUAAUUUAGUAGCUAUUAGAAGGUUAUUUCCACAGUAUGAUGAAAAUAGUUGUUCAUCACAUGAAGCACAGGGUCUUUUUUAUACUUAUUCAUUCAUUCCACGAUUGCGUACCAAAAAGAAACCCUUUCGCUCCUAGUGAUGAAAACUACUAUUCUUUUAACUUUCUUGUUGCAUUUAGGUUUUUUAUUUAUCCAAAACGUUGAUAAUUAGAGUCAUUUUUGUACGCACUUAAAAUAAAAUACCAUACAGUUUGUGAAGCUGAAAUAGUAAAAUUUAUUCCUUCGACACUUAGGGAAAGGAAUGUAUCCAAAGCCUUUCUAAAAAUUUAUUUGAAUUCAAAAAAGUAAUAAAGUAAUUAAAAAGAAGUCAAUUGUUUGUUCAAAACGCCAAAUUGAUGGAUUAAUUUGGGGAUAAGACACGAGCUUUGGCGAGUGCCCUAAAAACUUUUACGAGUGUUGUAAAGGCUAGUUACAAGGAGCUGCUUACAUUACCAUACCUAUGACCGUUUCACUAAUACUAUCUGACAUUUUCAAAAUCUCUCAAUAAACUUUCCUGCACCGGUUGGUUAGCAAAUCGUUUAGUUCACCUAAGGUUAAGGAAAGAAUGUGUGUGUUUCCGGCAAAAGUCGGCAGAUCAACAGUUAAAUUGGUCAUUUCCAGCUGAUAAGUUGGCGUUUGAAGCAUUACAAUUUUACUUCUUUCCUCUCUAUUCUUGAACCUCAUUAGUCUGUUACUUUACCACACCAGUGCUGUAAAGUAAGGAAACAAUGUGGUGAAAUGAGUCUUUUUGAUUCUAAAAAUUUGAAGGCUAGUUUUAAAAACGGCCGUAGGUAAAAAUCUUUACCUCAUAGUUAAUUGAUUGUUGUCUUUCCAACAUUUUAUGUGGAAUAAAAGUCAUUCCCAUGUUAUUGAUAUUAUAGUUAUGUAUAUGUGUAUAUUUGUUUACAUAUGUACAGUAUUUGUUAAAAUAAUAUUUUCCUCUAAAGUUAUAUUUGUAAUACUGUUUAUAUGUAAAAUUGUGGUUAUUAUGUACAUUGAGAUCUAUUUAUAUUUCUUAAAUGACCAUCUCUUUUAUUUGUUUUUGUGAUAUAAAAAUAAGUUAUUUUGAA